Mixia osmundae IAM 14324 is the source of this 1217-nucleotide messenger RNA. RefSeq lists its product as uncharacterized. The coding region runs from base 60 to 992 and encodes 310 amino acids. The transcript is spliced from 6 exons. The record is from RefSeq and is a predicted model, not a curated record. Lineage: Eukaryota; Fungi; Basidiomycota; Mixiomycetes; Mixiales; Mixiaceae. Gene Ontology annotation, molecular function: RNA binding; zinc ion binding.
CGCGACGUGAAGCUCAAAAGCUCAGCGACGUUGGUGGGACGCCGAGCCCAUCGAGACAUAUGACGCAGAGAUUGCCUGCGCCGCUUGCGCCUGAAGUGGUGCCUCUCAAGACGAAGCAAGGGACCGAUAUCAGCGAGCAGUUCGUCGCCCGACCGGACUUUCGUCAUACCGAUUUCCUCGUCGAGGAGUACAUCAAGAAUGACCUAGCCCUUCGUAUCGAUCUCGAUGAUGAGCUGUGCAAAGACUGGGCAGCCACCCAUGCCUGUCCUCGAGGAGCACUCUGCCCUUUGCGCCAUGUCAGACCGUCCAUUCGUAACUUCAGACCGAUGCCCGCAGAAGGGCGCGGCGCGCUCUCAAAGACGAUUUGCAAGCAUUGGCUCAAGGGGCUCUGCAAAAAGGGACCGGGCUGCGAGUUCCUGCACGAGCUCAACAUGCGCAAGAUGCCCGAAUGCUGGUUCUUCACCCAGUUCCGCUUCUGUGCUUCGGGAGACGACUGCAUGUACCUCCACCUCGUCGAGGCAGAGCGUUUGAAAGACUGUGAAGCCUACACAAGAGGGUUCUGUCAUCUCGGCCCCAGUUGUCCAGACAAGCACAGCCGAAAGACUGCCUGUCCUUCGUAUCUCAAUGGCUUCUGCCCGCUGGGCGCACAUUGCUCGCUCGUUCACCCUCCAUGGCUGAGAGACCAAGUGCAAGCCAGAGUGAAUUACAAAGAACCCAAGGACGCCUAUCGAAACCGUGAUCGGGACUGGCCUGAAGAAGUGGGAGGGAAGGGCGGUGACUGGGCGCCUGCCUACCGAGCAGAUGGCGGCCCUACGAUUCGCAACCAAAACCAGCCGAGACGUGCGCUCAAUGAGGUCACUUGCUACAAGUGUGGUGAGAAGGGCCAUUUCGCAAACAACUGCAUGAAUCGCGGCAUCCCUGGGGAUCGGGGAGGUCUAUCGCAGCGUAUGCCGCAGAUGCCAAAGAUGGGCGGCGCAGGCAAGAUCAUGUGAAAGCACAGCGAUAGAGCGCUGCGACAACUCAGCCUGCGAGGGUUGCAAUCAUGCAUACAGAACCAAGUACAGACGGAAGCAGUGCUGGCAUGUCUAGGCUAGGUCAGCCCGGGCUCCUCGGCAAUGGACCGUCGAAUGGCGAGCAAGACAGUCGUCUUCCAAUCGUCCAGCUUUGUCAGCUGAUCGUAAUCGGCCACAUGUUGCGUGCUAGCGGGGUGGAGUCAG